UGAUGAAAAGUAACGACCGGGGCCAAAAUACUUCUCAAUUUUUGACUUAUGAAAACUAUCCGAAACUUUUUAUUCGCAAUCGUAGACCGUCGUUGUUUUGUGUAUUUAGUGUGGUCUAUUGGAUAGAUGUAGAAGAAAUUCAGUUUUUUUUCUAGUUGGUUGUCUACAAAAUUUUCGAGCAAUGAGUGAACAAUUAUCCUUCCUAUGUGAGAGUAAGAGAUUAGCAACUUUCAAAAAUUGGGUUUUUUCAAAAAAGCAUCGAUGCAAUGAUAAAAAGAUGGCUGAAGCAGGAUUUAUUUUUGUUGGUUCUACAGCAGAACCAGACUUAGUUAAAUGCUUUUUCUGCGACAAGCAACUAGAUGGAUGGGAAAAAGACGACGAUCCAUGGGAUGAACACCGUAGGCACUCUACCGAAUGUGAAUUUGUAUUAAAAAAUAAACCUGAAGAAAUGAUGACUCUCAAUGAAAUUUUGGAUUUAGAAGAAGCUUUUCUAAUAAAAAAAGUUUCAGAUUUUUUCGAUAAAAAAAUUGAAGCUUUAGAUCAAUUUUUUGAAUCUGUAAAAUGUAAACAGACUGAGAAUGUUUUAAAAAGUUUGCGAUAAAAACUAUUUAAUUGUGUUAUUGUGAUUUUGAUUAAGAUGUAAGGUUUCAUAAUCCAUAGUGAGUCUUUCAAAUAGAAAUUCUGCAAAUUGUAUAUCCAAAAUAUUGUAUAUGGGAAAUAAAAAAAUAUCAAAUUUUA
Molecule: messenger RNA, 738 nt
Organism: Harmonia axyridis
Lineage: Eukaryota; Metazoa; Arthropoda; Insecta; Coleoptera; Coccinellidae
Gene: Det
Product: baculoviral IAP repeat-containing protein 5
Exons: 3
Coding region: 182-601 (139 amino acids)
Source: RefSeq, a predicted model, not a curated record